Cyphellophora attinorum is the source of this 795-nucleotide messenger RNA. RefSeq lists its product as uncharacterized. The coding region runs from base 1 to 795 and encodes 264 amino acids. Lineage: Eukaryota; Fungi; Ascomycota; Eurotiomycetes; Chaetothyriales; Cyphellophoraceae. The transcript has 2 exons. The record is from RefSeq and is a predicted model, not a curated record.
AUGUCGAACUUUACGCAGGUUUGCUAUAAGGGCAGCGCCCCUCACCUAGCCCAAUUGCGGACCUAUACGCCAUGCGAUCCCACGAGCGCAUCCUCCAUGUGUUGUCGCAACAUAGAGGAAAAUCCGAACAGGAGUGUUGACUGGUGCUUGCCCAAUGGACUGUGCUCGAACUUCGGCAACGAUGUAGGGAGCCUCGACGGCCAGACAUAUUGGAUCGAAAGCUGCAGUGAUCCGACGUGGUCCGCCGAGGAGUGUGCACCGUUCAGACGGUACUUUCAAGCGCGAGGGUGUUCCGUCGAUGGGGAGGGCAAUGCACAACUGGGCUAUUGUAGCGAGACCGGCAAUUAUUGCUGCCGCAAAAGUUCGAGCACGAACGACUGCUGCGAUACCAGCGACGACGACAACUUGGUCGUCGAGCGACCGAUAGCCUCAAUCGUGCCUGCAACGAUCUCAGUCGCUGGAGUCGUCUCGACUGUGCCAGUACCUACGAUGCUUGCUACGUCUACCGCAAUUCCCACACCAACUUCUGCCGUUGCAGACACCACAUCGACGGGACUUUCUGUCGGCGCAAGUGUCGGAAUCGGGGUAGGAGCCACGAUGGCUGUCGUUGCGCCCCUGCUGGGCAUCGUCUACCUGUUUAUGAGACGGAAGAAGCGGAAGUACACAUCGGCAGGGCUAGGAAGCGGCGCUAAUGGGUACCUGAAGUCUGCUGAUGCUGCCACAUCGGUCGUGGAGUCAGGAGGCCGCCACAGAUAUGAGUUGCCGCAGAGCCCAUAUCGACAGGAAAUGCAAUAG